AUGGCUAGCCCACAGGUUCUCGUGUUCGAUGCUGAGGGCCGCCCUGUGAAGUUUGACACCUGGCUCGAUGACCUGCACCUCUACCUACAACUCACAGCCAAGGAUGACAUCUCACUGUACGAUCACGCCCUAGGCCAUGUCACUGCCCCUGCUGCUACUGCUGACAGCACUGCUCGCUCACAGUGGCAGACUCGUGAUGCCCACGCUCGCUUCGCCAUUCGCAGCUCCCUGCUGAUAAACGAACGCCGUCUCUCCCUCCCCUACCUGUUUCCCGACCUGGCCUCCUUUCACACAGUCGCUAACCUCAUCAUGCACCUCCGUACUAGUGAGGCCCGCUUCCGUGCCACCAUGCCUGCUGAGUUCCUUGCCACGCACCCCCCUCUACUCUGGCUCACUCUCUACCACCUAGUCACCCGCCUCCCUGACACACUGCGUGCUGUCAGGGACCACUUCCUAGCUCGUUGCCCCACUGAGCUCACCAUUGCCCUCCUCGAGAAGGAGCUACUUGCAGCUGAGACUAGCAAAGUCGCUGUAGGUGCCUCUCGUGGCGACCCCCGUACCCCGUUCUUUGAGGGGUGCUCUCCUUCCCCCCUUCUUCCCUCUGUCGCCUCUGCUGCUGCUGUCGACCUUCUUGGUACUGAGAAGGUCGGCGCUGCGUCUGCCUCGAGCGGACGUCGCAGCGGCAAGGGCAAAGGGGGCAAGGGUGGUGGCGGUGACGGCGAGGGAGGAGGCGGUGGGGGCGGUGGAGGCAGUGGGGGUGGUGGCUCGACUGGAGGGGCGAGUGGUAGCGGUGGGGGUGGUGGCGACAGCGGCGGGGGAGGUGGCAGGAGUGGAGGCGGCGGUUGGGUUGGCGGUGGACGAGGCGGCGGCAGGGGUUGGGGUGGUCAAGGAGGUGGCAGCGGUGGUGGUGGCCGUGGAGGCACUGGCGGUGACCAGGGCCAGCAGCACACUCCCUCGCCCCAGGAGGUGCUGGUGAGGCUGCUGCUCUAG
Closterium sp. NIES-65 is the source of this 990-nucleotide messenger RNA. NCBI's taxonomy places the organism in Eukaryota, Viridiplantae, Streptophyta, Zygnematophyceae, Desmidiales, Closteriaceae. The record is from the annotation of a GenBank genome assembly.